Messenger RNA from Penicillium cinerascens, 537 nucleotides. RefSeq lists its product as uncharacterized. The record is from RefSeq and is a predicted model, not a curated record. Bases 1 to 537 code for a protein of 178 amino acids. NCBI's taxonomy places the organism in Eukaryota, Fungi, Ascomycota, Eurotiomycetes, Eurotiales, Aspergillaceae. The transcript has 2 exons.
AUGGGUUCUACUUCCAUUCCCGUUCAACCGGCCUUCCCCCUUCCCCUUUCCACUCCUUAUCCAUCAGUUUACUUCAACUUCUCAGUAGUGAGUUUUGAGUCUCGUUUCAGCUUGACGCUGACUGACCAUCAAGUGACCCGUUCGCACAAGCUCAAUGACCGGGACCACCCGGCUGAUGGCAUGAUUGGCACCCGUGGUGAUCACUUGCCUCGCUAUUUUGCUAAGUCAGGCCCGACCGAUGCUGAUCCUCGCAAGACAAAGAAAGAUGGGGGUGGAAAAGGGAACUGGGGCCGCUCUGGGGACGAAGUGCAGGAUUAUGGGUAUACAUUUGCCAAUGCUCGGCGUCGUUCAAACAGCAGCACCCAGGGCCUCGCAGAAUUUAGAACCAAAUUUGAAACUGUUGAGCCAGAGCCUGUUUUCGAGGAGCCAGUUCGUGAGCCCGCCGAGGUGACCGUGGCGAACGAAAGCACGGUGACCAAAGUUGAAAGCACCAGCAGCAAUGACAGCGAUUUCAAUCAGGGAGGAGUGAAAUAUUAG